CGUUUUGUCUCCUGUCAGCCUCCUUGCAGCCCGUCCAGCAGCACAGGCAGCAGCUGCAGGCAGUGAGGCUUUCUUCUCACCUGCUGGGCAGGGAGCCCUGGCCAUUGCUCCCCCUCCACCAUGAUCCUUUGGCUAUGGCUCUGCUGGGGCUUCUCCACCUCGGCAGCACAGCCCGACUCAGAGCUGAUGGCAAGGUACCUGGAGGAGAAGUUGAUGGCAGACUACAGCAUCAUGGAACAAGUUGCACGCCGCGUUCCAAGACAGGCCAAAUUUUUGCAGAGGCUGGAAACCAGGCCUCGGAUGUCUGAAUUCACUGUGAAAUCCACAAUCAUUUCUCGGUAUGCUUUCACCACGGUGUCGUGCACAAUGGUGAACAGCGGAUCUGAGGCACGAGAAGGUGUGUUUGAGAUGCAAAUCCCAGCUGCAGCCUUCAUCUCCAACUUUACUGUGAUCAUUGGCAACAAGACUUAUUAUGGGGAGGUCACAGGGAAAGUAAAGAAACACAGCAGUGAUGACAAAGCAAGGCUCAAGAAACCGCCGAGCCCUGCGGAUAGAAGGGAGAACGGCUAUGAGACGUUCAAAGCUUCUGUCUUCAUUCCUCGCAAGAUGCAGGCCAAGUUCCUACUGCAUUAUGAAGAGCUUUUGCAAAGGCGACUGGGAAAAUAUGAGUAUACAGUCAGCAUCCGUCCCCAGCAGCUGGUGGGGAGGUUACGGGUGGAGGUGAACAUCCUGGAGAAGUCAGGCAUAGUUUCACUGGAGGUGCCUCCCCUUCGAAACAGCAAACAUAAAGGCAAUGGGAAAGUUGAUGGUGAUGUUUCUCCUCCUCCUUCUACUGUAGUUGGACAUACCAAGACCUUAGCUAAAGUUACGUUCAAUCCUACUGUUGUCGAGCAAACCAGGAUUGCCCGAAAUGGCAUUCUGGGAGACUUCAUAAUUAGAUAUGAUGUCAACAGGGAGCUAAGUAUUGGGGAUGUUCAGAUUCUUAAUGGGUAUUUCGUGCACUACUUCGCGCCCACAGAUCUUCCUCCAUUGCCGAAGAAUGUUAUCUUUGUGCUUGACAGCAGUGCUUCGAUGGUAGGAACGAAACUGAAGCAGACCAAAGAAGCUCUCUUCACAAUUCUCCAGGAUCUAAGGCCUGAAGACCACUUCAAUAUCAUUGGCUUCUCCAACCGAAUAAAGGUUUGGCAGCAGGAUCAACUGGUUCCAGUUACUCCAAAUAACAUAAGAGAUGCCAAAAAGUACAUUCAUAACAUGUCGCCUACUGGAGGGACUAAUAUUAAUGGUGCUCUCCAGACUGGUGCAAAGUUGCUAAAUGAUUACAUCGCUCAGAACGACCUUGAUGCUAGGAGCGUCUCUCUGAUCAUCUUCCUCACGGAUGGGAGGCCCACUGUUGGAGAAACACAGUCUUCCAAAAUCCUCAGCAACACCAAGGAUGCCAUUCGUGAUAAAUUCUGUCUCUUCACCAUUGGCAUUGGCAAUGAUGUGGACCAGAAACUGCUGGAGAGGAUGGCACUGGAGAACUGUGGCAUGACAAGGCUUUUCCAGGAGGAUGAGGAUGCAGCUAGCCAUCUCAAAGGGUUCUAUGAUGAAAUAGGAACACCCCUUCUCUCUGACAUCCGUGUUGAUUACUCUGAAGACAAUGUGGAGCAAGUCACCCAGAACUUCUUCCCUAACUACUUCAAUGGCUCUGAAAUUAUAAUAGCUGGCAAACUCAUCAACCACUCCUCAGAUAGUCUCCACGUAGAGGUGACUGCCAGCAACUCCAAGAAGUACAUCCUCCUCAAAACUGAUGUGGCUAUCGACCUGCCAAGCAGGAAUGACAUCAGAGGCAUCCCUGGCCUGGAAGAUGACAAAGGUGAUAAAAAUUAUGUUGAAAGGGCAUGGAGUUACCUCACCAUCAAGGAAUUGCUUAACUCUCGGCUGAAAAGUGAUGACGAUCAGGAAAAAGACUCUUUGAUGGAGAAAGCCAAGGCAAUGGCUCUGACUUAUAAUUUUGUUACUCCCUUCACUGUUCUGAAGAUGAGAGAGGUUGGGCUUCAUUCAGAACUACCUCAAGAGGAGUUUAUUCACCCUUCUACUGAUGGUAUUGGUGAAAAGUUGCAGAGCUUGCAGGGACACAAGGCACCACCAGGUAUACGCAAACAACAAGAUAAACAAAGAAUUAGAAUCUCCAAAACUUCAGCCGAUGGAGACCCUCAUUUUGUCAUUGAUUUUCCCUCCAGCAAGUUUUCUGUGUGCUUCAAUAUUGAUGGAGAACCAGGGGAUAUUCUCCGACUGGUCUCGGAUCACAAGGAAUCUGGUGUAACUGUGAAUGGGCAAUUAAUCGGAGCUCCUGCACCACCCAACGGCCAUAAGAAGCAUCGGACUUACUUUAGUACCAUCACUAUCCUCAACAAUAAGCCAGAGAGAUCUUACCUAGAGAUCACACCCAGAAGAAUCAUCCUGGAUGAUGGGGAAAGACUUCUUCUGUCCUGUGAUCGGGACGCUGUUGUGCGGAGCAGCAGCCUUGAGGUCUCCAUCUCUGCUAAUUCCAACAUCACUGUGACGAUACGAGACACAAUCAGCUUUGUCAUCCUCAUUCACCGUUACAAGAAGCCAGCCCCAUAUCAGAGGAAUCACCUGGGGUUCUACAUCUCCAAUAGUAAAGGCCUCUCUUCUGACUCCCAUGGGCUACUGGGUCAGUUCUUGAACCAUGAAGUUAAACUUCUUCAGGAAUCUCUAAAUGCAAGUCAUCAGCAGGUUGGUCAGAACCAAACUGAAGCAUUAAAGCCAAACCCUACAAAUACCCUAAAAGUGAAAGGACGGCUCAUUCCUGUUGUGUGGAAGCAGAGGAGGAUCUACAACGGUCAGCAGGAAGUUAAUUGCUGGUUUGCCAAAAACAACGCGGACAAACUGAUCGAUGGGAGCUAUAAAGACUAUUUGGCUUCUCAUCCUUUUGACACAGGAACCAGCUUUGGGAUGAUUAACAGCCUUUAAGACCAAUCAUAGCAAUGCAUUGCAGCAGCAUGUGUGACAGCGGUUCCCUUCUGAAGCCUCUAGAGCUAGGCAACUUAUGACUAUUUCUUUACUUUUUGGUGCCAAAGAAACCAAGGUUUUUUGCCCUUGGAAAUCAGCUGUCUCUCUUUCAUGCUAGAUGAAUGUUGUUCAUAAAAUUCCUGAAGAUGAGAAGGUUUGGGGAAAGGGCUAAGGAUAUGGUUAAAGGUGUGACUGGUGCUCUCCCAAGGGGGAAGGGAGGGAGAAAUGGGCCAGCACUCAUAUCGAACAGUGCAGAGAGCUGCUCGCCUCAAACCAAACCCAUGCAGGGCAUCUGUGCAAUACCCUCAGAGACUGGUGAGUCACCCAGUUAGAGGCAUAAGUCAUACAGCACAGUGUGUAUCUAGAGAGACAAUUUUGGGUGAUACACUUUGCAAAGAAGUGACUUGGAGCACCUGCUCCAACCAAGUUCCCUGGGGAAAGAAGAGUGAGAGAGAGAGAGGAGAGUUGGGUGAAUACUCAUCUGCAGUGACCUAUUAGCAUCAAAGAUGUAAACAAAGAAAUCAAAACCUUAAAUCAACACGCAACAAGAGGCAAUUGCUUUCUUGAUUACUGGGAUGAGGUCUGGAUUUGCCACUAAAUAUGAUGUUCCCUGAACCACUAAAGACUCUUAAACAGUGGUGAAAACCUUCAUAUGAUUUAUUGCUAUCUCAGUGCACAAGCUUAAAAAGCACCUCUGGUCUCCAGCAGCAACAGGAGACAUGUAGGCUCCCAUCCUGUGAUGCAUCUCACAUAAAUAACAUUAUAGGUUUAGUGAUUUCUUGAGUCUUGACACCUUCAGAAAGAAACAAAUUUUCACCGAGAACUUCCAACAGACCUGUCACCUCCUUAAGCAGAGUAUCACUUCUGUUUAGCAGAGAUCUAAAUACUCUAAUGCAUGAUAAACCAGCACCUGCAACAGCUUAUAAUCCUAUAAAGAAGAAUAGAUGUUUCUGCCUGCUUUUCUAAUCAGGGAGGAAGUCUUUAUUUACUCCAAAUUGUCAAAAAUUUUGCAACCAAAUUUCCCCUGGCUCCUUACAUGGAAUUUAUAUGCAGCAGGAAUUUGGCAGCAGGAGGUUACAGAAGGGUUCAAUUCACCAGCCACCCCCACUGCAGGUGGUGCUGCUCUGCAAAGACACCUCCAAACCCGAUGCACAAGGCUGUGGUCUGUUUUAAAGUGAGGCAUCACUGAAUAAUGCUAUAGAUGAUCCACAAGGGAGUUUGUGGUUGUCUAAGUCUUCACUGGCCAAGUUCUCCACUAAGCAAAGACAUUUACAUGGCAAGGCCAAAUUGAGUUCACACGCAUACUCUGCCUUUACAGAACUGAAAGGAAGAAGGGUGACCAUGGAAGCACCUCCAGGAGCUAAAUGAUAUCCAUAUGUUAGGAGAAAAGAGUUGCCAGAGAUCUACAGAAAUAGGUUCAAUCUUGACUGUUUUUUUACAUAUUUAACAAUUAAAUAAUAUUGUGGCUGUAGGAGCUCUAGCUGCUGGUGGUGGGGUGGUGAUUUUCCAAUUGCUUGAUCGUCUAAUUAGUUAAUGCUAGCACAGUGGUAGCAAAGCUGGUAGCAAAUAUACCAUGUGCAGUGGGGAAGAGAGAAAUAGCCAAAAGCAACCAGCUAGAUUUAAUUGCACUCUGGAGAACCCUGGUAGAGAGUUCAGCUAGUGCAAAAC
Messenger RNA from Cuculus canorus (common cuckoo), 4683 nucleotides. It is a transcript of the gene ITIH5, whose product is annotated as inter-alpha-trypsin inhibitor heavy chain 5. Lineage: Eukaryota; Metazoa; Chordata; Aves; Cuculiformes; Cuculidae. The transcript is spliced from 14 exons. Gene Ontology annotation, molecular function: serine-type endopeptidase inhibitor activity. The record is from RefSeq and is a predicted model, not a curated record. Gene Ontology annotation, biological process: hyaluronan metabolic process. The coding region runs from base 121 to 2976 and encodes 951 amino acids.